ACCUAUCAGGUAAUUUGACAAUCGUACGUGACUUCGCUACCUGCUUUCACGAAUCCUGGUGCUUGUUUGUUUGCAAUCACGGGCUCAAAAAUAGCCAAGAACCGCAGUUUCACUGUGUCUGUUUUGGGGGCUACCGAUUGCAUCGGCGUUCAAUUUCGUAGGCCUUUUCACAUUAACUUCAGCAUGGGUGACGCGGUGGAAGGAACUACAGCAACCUCGACAGACAGCACUAGCGAGCAGCAGCCUCUGUCAAUAGCUGAAUCGCUGAGUCACGUGCAAGAUGGACUAAACGUGCACAACAGUGCAUCGCGUGCAAUUUUGCUGCACAUCUGCCAACGCCUCACACGGCUGGAAGCGAGCAUGGAUGAAGCGCGUGGGGACAUCUACCAGCUACGAUACGAGACUAACCAAGGAUCGGAAACUGUUCGAGGCGAAGUUUCGGGGGUGCACGACAGGGUCAACACCAUAACUACCAAGCUAAAAGAGUACCAGAACGUGAUGGAGGUCUUCCAGAACGACAUUCGCUCGCACAAGAACAGCAUCUCGGUGCUGACGUCCAAGGUCAAGAAGGAAAAGGAGCACAUCAAAGUCGUCGAUACGGUGCGUAAAUCUCUCGAGUGAUGGAGAUACCAGGGUGUUUUGCUAACAACAAAUCUUUUGCUUUACCUUGGCAGAAAGUUGAGAAUCACCGCAAUGACUUCAACAAUCGUUUCACAGAGCUGACACAAAAGUUCCAGGAGCUUCCGCUUCAACUCGCAGCGUUGCAGCCCACACCCCCUCCCAGCCACAUACCCGAGAAGUUCACCUUCCAGACCAACGACGAGAAACUAUCACUCCAGACACACCUAAAGCGUCUUGACGGCACGAAACGUGCCCAGGGUUACACGGAUCUGCAGCCUUUCACUAUCCCCGAGGACAUGAAGUCCAAGGUAGAGACGCGAAUCCGGCAGCAAGAGGCGAGCAAGCGCGAGGCCGACGCUCGAGCUGCCGCUGAGCUGUCGGAUGCGUAUCGACGGCUGCAACUUGCUGCAGUCAACAGCAACAACCCUCGACUCAGUGAAAUCCACCUGACGUUGGAUCGAUGCCAGCAAGAAGUGAAGCGCGCGUUCCAGCUGAUCCGCACGUCCAACCUGCAGCUGUACUCGUACUGCGAAUCCAAGGUAGAACGGAUGGAGAUUACGGCGCUACAGAACGAGAUCAAGCAGCUUCGGACUCGUAUGCGCGAGAUCGAGAGUCACCCUCGACAAAAGCAGCUCCAGCUCCAGCUUGGUGGCGAGACUACAGGAGCCCUAUCGGAUGGACUUGUAGUCGGGGACAAGCCUGCCGCAUCCAGCGUGAAGAGGACAGCGCACCACUUGACCAGCUCGCAAAUCCCCGUUCUGCGCGUCUCGCUGCUGGAAUUGUCAAGGAAUUUGAAUCUGCUGAAGCACCGGUGGAAGAAGCACAAGCGACUCAACCCCAACAGCGGCACUAACGUGAAUCCCGUCGCGCAGAAGCAUCUCGACAAGCUGGUGGAGUUGAUCAACGACGCAUACGCCUCCAUGGCGCAGGAGCCGAUCGAUCUUGCAGCGGCUGAGGCUCAUGUGGAGAAAGUCGGUCGCGUGUUGGGAUCGGACUUCUCGAUGCAAAUCUUGGCGCUGCUUGGGGGACGCAGCGAUGAACCGGAGAGCUGUCGAUUCCCUGUGGCAAUCACUGCACGAGCGGCAGCAGGUGAGAUGGCUGCAGCGUUGUGCAAGUACUCGGAAGCGUUCACCGACAUGUUCUUCCGGCACGAGACCGACAACAAGGUGGCAACUGCAGCGAUGAACGAAUGGGCCUCUGAAAAGCGUACCGUGGAGAAUAUCGGCCGGGAAGUGAGCUCCCUCGCUCGCAGUCAGCAUGUGCUUGAGGUGACACUGGCAAGACUCGCCGCUGCGAUGCAGAGGAAGAACUUGGUGAGUGUGGACGGAGACGGAAUGAUCAGUAACGAGAGCGAAGCGGAUGCUUUCCAGUCCUGGACAACGAUGGGGGACGAGUUGCAACAGCUAAAGGGACAGAUCGAGGCGAUGAGCAGACACUUUGUGACUGAAAGUGCACUUGCGGAGAUACUGCGAGACCUUAAACAGAACACACCACCGUUCACAGGCGUCAGUGGGGUUACGAUCGGCCAGAGAUAUCAAGCAGUAACAUCGCCAGUAGGAUCCCCGCCAUCGUCGGCCUCCCUCUUGAAGCGCCCGCCGACCGUCGAAAGCGACUCAUCUGCGAACAAAAUGCUCGCAGCAAUCACGCUGGAACCGCCGGAAGACCGACCGAGGUCCCAGACGAAGCUCGACCCGCUGCAUGGAGUCAAACUCAACGGGUCUAGUCGCCAAUCUGGCAGAGCGGAUACACAAGACAGUCUGGGCUCAGGACAAGGGUCAGCAACAAGUAGAAUUCAGGCUCGAGCACAAAUGCUGCGACCAAAGAGCAUGCAGCGCCCGAACUAAGUACACAAUGGUACAAACCCUUUUGUUUUGUCACCACCGCCUCCAUCGUGUUCUAUUACAAGCAAGUCUCCGAAGCUCAGCAAUCCGUGAGCCUAGCGAUUCAAUAUAAAAAUCAGUUUCU
This is a messenger RNA of Phytophthora sojae, 2586 nucleotides long. RefSeq lists its product as hypothetical. NCBI's taxonomy places the organism in Eukaryota, Oomycota, Peronosporomycetes, Peronosporales, Peronosporaceae. The record is from RefSeq and is a predicted model, not a curated record. The transcript has a single exon. Bases 621 to 2465 code for a protein of 614 amino acids.